GUUUCCCCCAUCAUCAUCCACAUCCUCCGUUUUGGAACGCCGGGUUUCCGCAUAAUCUUUCCUCCUACAAACAUCCCUCAAUGUCUGCAAACAUUGAAUCAGAAGAAAAGGCAUCUAUGCCCGCAUAUGCUGAACAGGAAGGAGGCGUGAAAGGAACUAGCAGCCUGUCCAGCAGAGAACCUACAGGAAACCCAGCGGAAGUGAAAGCUCUCCGAUGGAAGCAGGACUUGCGGAUCGUGCCGCUAUGCGCUGGCAUUUACCUCCUGUGCUACUUGGAUUGCUCAAAUAUCGGGAAUGCAAAGACUCUCAACUCGAACAAGCACCACGACCUCCUUUCUGAGACACACAUGACCAGCUAUCAAUAUACGAUUGCACUCAUGGUCUUCUUGAUUGCAUAUGCGAUCUUUGAGGUUCCUUCCAACUACUUACUCAAGAAGCUUAGCCCCUCGAAAUUGAUUUCAUUUCUAAUGUUUUCCUGGGGUGCGCUGACUAUUGGACUUGGUGGCGUCAAGAGCUUUGGACCCUUGAGUGGCGUUCGAUUUCUGCUUGGGGUUUUCGAGGCCGGCCUCUUCCCGGGAGUAGUUUACUACCUGACCUUCUGGUACCGAACUGAUGAAAGAUCCAUUCGCAUUGCAUUCAUUCUCGCAUCGGCCACGCUCGCUGGCGCGUUUGGUGGUGCGUUGGCCUAUACAAUCGGCCACAUGGACGGAGCGUCAGGAUUAGCAGCUUGGAGGUGGCUUUUUAUCAUUGAAGGUAUCCCAAGCUGUCUGUCUUCCAUUCUGGUAUACUUCAUCUUGCCGGAUUAUCCAGAGACUGCAGGAUGGCUAUCUGAGUCCGAGAAGGCUCUUGCAGUCGACCGCCUUCGCGAGGAAGGUUCUCAUGGCCUGGGGAGGAGCCUAACCUGGGCUGAGGCCAAAGAGACCUUGACUGAUUAUCGUCUGUACGCGCAUUAUGCGAUUUACUUUGGCAUCUCGUGCCCAUUCUCGUCUCUGUCGUUAUUCACACCAAGCAUCACCGCUGGCCUUGGUUUCGAGAACUUGCAGGCACAACUCAUGACCGUCCCUCCUUACGCUGUAGCAUACGUCGUUACAAUCCUCGUUUCCUGGUCCGCUGAUUACUUCAACGCGCGCGCUCUACACUCCGCUAUAUUCGCCACAAUAGGAGCCGUUGGCUUCAUAGCUUCCGCCCUCCUCCCAGCAACCUCAUAUCACUCCCGCUACGGCUGCCUCAUCCUCGCCGCAUCCGGCGCAUUCUCCUGCAUCCCCUCUCUGCUCGGCUGGAUCUCCUCCAACAUGCACACAACAGCCGGCGCCGGUCUUGCCAUUGCGCUCAACAUAUCAUUUGGCGCACCGGGCCAGAUAGCCGGUGUUUGGAUCUACAAAGCCAAUCAAGCAAAAGGGGGAUACCCUAUUGGACACUGGACGAAUGCCGGCCUGUUGUUGUUUGUGGCUGUUGGGUGUUUAGGCUUGUUGGUAUACUAUCGGAGGCUGAAUAAUGGGGUUUUGAGGGACGGGGGACUGGGCGUCGCAGCGAAAAGGCUUUAUAGGUAUUGAUGGAAAACCCGUGCCUGAAAGGUAGAUAAUCUUAUGUGUGCAAAUUGUCAAUCCAUUUUUAUUCCUUGC
Messenger RNA from Hyaloscypha bicolor E, 1622 nucleotides. RefSeq names its product MFS transporter-like protein. The record is from RefSeq and is a predicted model, not a curated record. The transcript has 7 exons. Gene Ontology annotation, biological process: transmembrane transport. Lineage: Eukaryota; Fungi; Ascomycota; Leotiomycetes; Helotiales; Hyaloscyphaceae. The coding region runs from base 81 to 1553 and encodes 490 amino acids. Gene Ontology annotation, molecular function: transmembrane transporter activity. Gene Ontology annotation, cellular component: membrane.